UAGUGCAGUACACUAAAGUAGAAUAGAAGAUGUCCGCUCGUGUCUAUUUCAUUUCUGGAUUGCUGUUGUGUUGCCUGCCGUUGCUCUGUAGCACCUGUCCUCCUCAAUGUAACUGCUUCUACCACAAACUGAGCGACGGAUCCAAAUCAAGGAGCGUCCUGUGCAAUGACCCAGAACUCACUGACGUCCCAAAGAACUUUCCCUCAGACACCUCCAAACUGCGCAUUGAGAAAACUGGCAUCAGCCGGGUCACCGCUGACACCUUUCCCUACCUCAUCAGCCUGGAAUACCUCUGGAUAUCCUUCAACUCUCUCUCCUCCCUCAGCGAGGGCAGCUUUCGUGGACUUUAUGCUUUGGAUGAGUUACGGAUGGAUGGCAAUCUUCUCACUUCCUUUCCAUGGGAAUGUCUGAUUGACACGCCCAACCUUCGGCUUCUGGAUUUGCACAACAACAAGAUAAAUAGCAUCCCGGUAGAGGCGACGUUUUACAUAAAGAACUUAACGUAUCUGGAUCUGUCCAGCAACAAUCUGGCCACCGUCCCGGCAGAAGUUCUUUCUUCGUGGUUCUCUGUAAAACCUUCUCAAGACGCAGAGAAUUCCAAAAUUAUUUUAGGUCUCCAUGACAACCCCUGGCUGUGUGACUGUCGUCUCUUUGAUUUGGUUCAGUUCCAGAAGUUUCCCUCGUCUUCGGUGGCGUUCAUCGAUACGCGUUUGCGCUGUGCCGAGCCAGAGAGCCUGUCUGGAGUUCUCUUCUCUGACGCGGAGCUCCGCAAGUGUCAAUCUCCCCGUGUCCACACGGCCGUCGCCAGGGUCCGGAGCUCUAUUGGCAACAAUGUCCUGCUGCGCUGUGGAACCAUCGGAGUGCCCAUGCCAGAGCUGUCCUGGUCCCGAGCCGAUGGCAAACCCAUGAACGCCAGUGGUAAGUUUGUUCAACAGGAAAUCUCCAAAGAGGGCAUAAUCUGGUCCAUUCUCACUGUUCCUGCUGUUUCAUACCAAGAUUCUGGAAAAUAUGUCUGCAAAGCCACCAACUUUGUUGGGAGCGCAGAUGCCAUCAUCUCGCUCAUCAUUUCGGACACGUGGCAGAUUGAUGAAGUUGCCAAGAAACCCCACAGCAAGAAGAGCAGCGGCCGGGCAGCAUACCAAGAGAAGCUCAUCGCCAGAUAUGUGCCGCAAGCCACGACACCAGUGGCCGUGCCCAUCAUCGAACCCUUGAAUGGACCGAAAGCCACAGCUGCCAUCCAGAUCGAGAGCUACAGCAUCUCUGAUGAGGCUUCAGACGCAUCUCCCGCGGCCUUCCCGGUGCCCGACGACAGCUUGGCCGAGCUGGAGAAAGAUGUGCUGAGCAAUCUGGAAGCUAAUGCAUCGUCUCUUCAGCAGGGUCCCGAGCGCAGAGUGGUCCGCUCGGUGAAAGUUAUUGGUGACACGGACCACGCCGUAUCGCUGAACUGGCGAGCGCCUGCCGCCACCAACACCACAUCGUUCAGCGUUCUCUACGCCGUGUUUGGUGAGCGAGACAUGCGGCGUAUUGAUGUCGGGCCAGGAAAGAAUCGCGUCACCAUCCAAGGUCUGGUGCCUAAAACCAAGUACAUAGCUUGUGUGUGCGUGAAAGGUCUCAUUCCCAAGAAGGAGCAAUGUGUAAUUUUCUCCACGGAUGAAGCCGCAAGUGCCAGCGGUACUCAGAAGCUCAUAAAUGUGGUGGUGAUCACGGUGGCUUGCGUCAUCGCGGUCCCCCUGACGCUCAUCGUGUGCUGCGGGGCCCUUAAGAGGAGGCUACAGAAGCUGCUGGGCAGAAAGUCCAAAGACAUUCAAGAUUCAUAUGUGACGUUUGAAACUCUUUCUCCGGGCACCAAAACUAUAGGACUGGAGGGAGAGUAUAUGACCAGACUUAACCCGGACGAAUCCAACCGCUUGCUGUCUGCUCGGUCCAGCGUGGAUUCGGAGGCCACGGCCAGGACUGAGGGUCAACCCAACGAAUACUUCUGCUGACAGACUUUUGUGCCUGUAGUGCACUCUUGGCAUGGGCUAAAGGAGACUUUCAGUUUGCGUUUGGAGACAUACAUACAUAUCGCUGUCCUUUCUCUGCCCUGACAGGGUACAAACCAUUUGAGUUCAAACUCAAGGACAAAAUGUCUUUCUGUCCUCUUGCACCUUUCAUUCAUGAAUACUUUGACAAAUAUUUUGCGGCAUCUGUCUACUGUAUGUGAAACCCAUGUCUCUCUAAAGGCCCAAUGGAAGCGGUGUCAACACGAGGAGAAUAUCGUCUUAUAGAUCGUCUGCAUUACUAGACAGAUUUGUGCUGUUUGUGGUUUCUAAUUCUUCCUUUCAUUUGAUGUACAGAGGUUUCCCCACAUUAACACUGAAACUGUAUUUAUAAUCUAUCAUCUUUUCAAUUACUGUAAAUGUGUCUGUAAUAUAUUGGUGUUAUGGCCAGUAAAAUUAUGUUUUUUUUCAUUUGGUCUUUGGUUCCUGAACGCUUCAUCUGCCUUUGUGGAGUGAUGGAUUUGGAAAUGCACCUUGAUUCCAGUCCUAGUUUCUACCACUCUCUCAUCUGGUUCUGUUAACAAACAUUUUGUUUAGAUGUUGAUGAUGGCUGUUUUGUCUCUUAUACUGUACAAGUAAAGCAAUGUUUUUUAGUGUUUCAUAUGAAUGCAAUUUAUUGUCUUGCACUCUAUGAACCAAGUGCAAUAUUAUUCUUUUUACAGUUUGUUGUUUUUAAAUGACCGUUAAAUAUAUUUCAUACUUUCCA
Molecule: messenger RNA, 2745 nt
Organism: Triplophysa rosa
Lineage: Eukaryota; Metazoa; Chordata; Actinopteri; Cypriniformes; Nemacheilidae
Gene: lrit1b
Product: leucine-rich repeat, immunoglobulin-like and transmembrane domains 1b
Exons: 4
Coding region: 30-1985 (651 amino acids)
Cellular component (GO): endoplasmic reticulum membrane
Molecular function (GO): protein binding
Source: RefSeq, a predicted model, not a curated record